CGGCGGCGGGAGUGAGGAGGCCAGGUACACAACGAAGGGCAGCAGCCGGCUACAGAGCGAGCCGUGAGCAGGCCGGGCGGAGAACCAGGGGCAGCGGCCGGAGCGGGGAGAACGGGAAGGCAGACGCAGCUCGACCGAGCGGACAGAUUGAGGGCGAGCUCGGCGGACGAGUAUACAAGCAUGGCUCAAGAAACUAAUCAAACUCAAGUGCCAAUGUUGUGCACUACUGGAUGUGGCUUUUAUGGGAAUCCUAGGACAAAUGGAAUGUGUUCAGUUUGCUACAAGGAACACUUACAAAGGCAACAAAAUGGUGGCCGAAUGAGUCCUUUAGGUGCAUCAAGUACUUCCAGCAGCUCAGACUUCACUCAGGUGCAGAGAUCAGAAAGCUUUAAUUCAGAGGAUGCUUCUAUUAAUACUACUGUCAAAUCGAGUGUUUCUGGUUCAGCUUUGCCUGUGACGCAGCAAAUGACGGAAAUGAGUAUUUCCCAAGAGAAGAAAGAUGCAGAAAUUGAGGUAACAGAGCCAGUUGUAGCUGAAGCAUCUCCAUCUGUGCCUGAUACUAUGUCAAGGGAAGAAGAAAAACCUGUGGAUGUUCCUCGACCAAAGAAAAAUAGAUGUUUUCAAUGCAGGAAAAAAGUUGGUCUUGCAGCAGGUUUUGACUGUCGAUGUGGGAACUUGUUUUGUGCAAUUCACCGAUAUUCAGAUAAACACAAUUGUCCUUAUGACUACAAAGCAGAAGCAGCAAUGAAGAUCAGGAAAGAGAAUCCUGUUAUUGUAGCUGAGAAAAUACAGAGGAUUUAAAUGGCCAACUGAAGAGGCCCAACAACAUGCUAUCAAAGACUGCAUUUCUUUUUUUUGGGAUCUUUCAUAGAGCAGGUGCAUGGGCUAAAUCCUUGUCUGUUCAAAUUUAUGCUUUAACCUUAGUUUCUCCUAAUUAAGUGACCUGAUUUGCUCACAGAUACAAUUGAGCACACAGCAUUACAUUAAUCAAGGGAAACCCAUUGGUCAACAGAACGGAUAUGCCUAACAGUAGUUUGUGCCAAGUGAACUUGAUGACCUGCUGUAAUGCUUUUAAUUCAGUAAAGUGACCAACCAAAAGCCUGUCAACCUAAUUCUAGUGCCUAAGCAGAUUUUUUUUUUGUCUUGGCUUUCUUGAUGCUCUCAAAUUAAAUGGAGGAUGUAAAGAAAUCAUAGAAUACUAAAUACUUAGGUUAAGUGACUUUUUUCAAACAAUUCUAGGAACAUAGACCCAAUUUUAAAGGUUAAUUUUGUCUCUUGCUGGGGAUAUUCAGGGAAAAUUUGAGCAAACAGGGAAGGCUUUUUAGUUGAAUAUUACAAGUAACUUUUCCUUGCCUCUAAAUUCAACCUGUAUGUGUUUGGAAAGCUCAGUUAUGGUCAGAAUGUAGAGAUCAGUCUGUUUGUAUUUCAAAAGCAGUCUUGAGCCUAGCUUCAUUUAUGAAAGCUUUAAUUCUAAUGAUGAUGCAGGCUUUGUUUACAAAAGUUGUGAAUGACUUACUAAUGCCUGUUAUAAGCAAGUCAUUUUCAAGCUGUGUCCAGGCAACUAAUAUCCCAGUUAUACUGCAUGUUGGUGACUGUAUCCUUCCACCACAUGGAUGCCAAAAAUGCAAUAAAGUGCUGGUAUCAAUAACCUGGUAUUGAAGUGCCUGCAUGACCCAUACUAUUGCAUGUGGCACCCAAUUUGGUUUUCUAAACUAUCCUUGAGUAUUCAAACAGAUGUGUUGGCUUGAGCAGAGUACUGUCUGCUGGUACGAUAAAUGUAUCAUUGAUUCCACAUACACAGUACCACAGUGCAUUAUAACUGGGUUGUAUAUUGUGUCACAGUGAAAAUGUAGCAUUGGCUUAUUGCAUGGACUGCACAUCUUGGCAGUGUAUUCAUGUUGAACAGUAGAAAUUGCAAUAUACUUAAGCUGAUGUAUUUUUUAAAUCUUAUUGGAAGAUGUGAUGUACAAAGUAUUUGUAUUUUUUAAAUCCAGUACUACUUACAUGUGUAGUGUGAUCAGAAUCUUGACAAUUUUAUCCAAGCUGUGAUCUCAAUUACUGUCCAAAUUUGCAAUAACUCUUUCACAUUUAACCACAGUACACAGGAGCUUGUUUUUGACAAACUACAGUAUUUAUGCUUUUUUAAUCUUGGGUAUGUAAUUUGUACAGAAUUAUAUUUAUGUAAUGCAUAUUAUCAUGCUAGUUGGCAUUUAUGCAAAAGGAUGUAAAUAAAGUAUAGGUUUAUUGGCA
Hypanus sabinus (Atlantic stingray) is the source of this 2250-nucleotide messenger RNA. RefSeq names its product AN1-type zinc finger protein 5-like. The transcript has 6 exons. The record is from RefSeq and is a predicted model, not a curated record. Gene Ontology annotation, molecular function: zinc ion binding; DNA binding. The coding region runs from base 181 to 801 and encodes 206 amino acids. Lineage: Eukaryota; Metazoa; Chordata; Chondrichthyes; Myliobatiformes; Dasyatidae.